Messenger RNA from Suillus paluster, 1959 nucleotides. RefSeq names its product Vps5 C terminal like-domain-containing protein. Gene Ontology annotation, cellular component: endosome. Gene Ontology annotation, biological process: retrograde transport, endosome to Golgi; protein retention in Golgi apparatus. Gene Ontology annotation, molecular function: phosphatidylinositol binding. Bases 1 to 1959 code for a protein of 652 amino acids. The transcript is spliced from 10 exons. NCBI's taxonomy places the organism in Eukaryota, Fungi, Basidiomycota, Agaricomycetes, Boletales, Suillaceae. The record is from RefSeq and is a predicted model, not a curated record.
AUGGACAGUUUUGACGACCUUCUCGCACCCUCUCGGAACGUCCUCGAAGAGAAUCCAUUCGAAGACCCGUUUUCCAAACGUUCAUCUUCGCCAGACCCAUGGUCCAGCGGCUUCUCGCACACUGAGCCGGGGCCAACACAUCAUGAUUUCGACUACUACAGGACUGGCUUCGAGGACGAGCCCGAGCGUAGUACUAGCGCUACACCUACGACUGAGUCGUAUGUCACAGGCGAUCGUGGGCACAGCGACCAGAACAGUGCAGUUGACCCGCUGGAUGCGGCUGCACUGACUGCUGAGGAUCAUGAUGAUGAACAUAGCACAGCGCCGACAGAUGCUACCUUCCCACGUACACCUGGCUUCAGCAUAUUUACAUCUAACGCGGAAGACCAUACAACGACCGUCUCCGAAGUUAAAUCAGAAUCGCCCGCUCCUGAUGAUGAAAAGCCGGCCAGAGCGGCAACACCACCUCACCAGGAGCCAUCCCCGUCCUUAUCCACAAUACUUUCCUCUACGGAAGUUAUCACUCCUUCUGACAGCCCAGAGCGUGCUGUCAUCUCUCCGUUGGAACAGAGUUUUUCUCCAGCAACUGAUCAGUCCUUUGCAAGUCUUGCAGUGGGAGGAGAGUCUCAGCGGGGUUGGCAGUCUGACUGGGGAGCACAUGACAUUUUGCCGCCUGUUCCUUCGCCUGUCAUAAACACUACAGCCGAUGAGGAGGACGAUGAUGACAAGCCGAUAGGCCAAUCUGCUAAAUUCAAGGGUAUAGACAGGAUAAACUCUCCUCAGAUGGCAACUUCACCCGCUCCUACUGCGAUGAGCAGUGAUUCAUCAGCUCCUAUCUUCGUCAUUUCGGUCGACGACCCACAGCGCGUGGGUGACCCCAUUCGAUCGUUCACCAUGUAUACCGUGCAUACACGAACGACCUCUCUGCUUUUCCAGAAGUCAGUAUUCUCUGUGCUACGUCGAUAUUCAGACUUCCUAUGGCUAUACGAGACCCUUUCAAUGAAUAACCCGGGUGUCAUUGUCCCUCCUGCACCAGAGAAAAAUCCGUUUGGACGUUUCGAUGAAACAUUUGUACAGCAACGGCGAGUGGCGCUCGAGAAAUGUAUCCAAAAGAUUGUCAAUCACCCAGUGCUGGCAAAGGACCCUGAUCUCAAGCUGUUCCUAGAAAGUGACACUUUCUCCUUAGACAUCAAACACAGGAAGGCUGAGAUUUCGCACGAAAGGGGAGGGCUCAUGGCAUCUAUCGGCCAAACCUUGGCGGGUCCGCGGUUUCAUGAAACCGAUGAGUGGUUCGAUAAACAGCGCGCGUAUCUGGAUGGCCUCGAGUCACAGCUGCGCGGAUUAGUGAAGUCAAUAGAGGUUGUUGCGAAGCAGCGAGCCGAAUUGGCUGCUGCAACUGGGGAGUUCGCCACUGCGAUCACUGACCUGUCGGGUUCUGACAUUGGGAAGCAACUGGAGCAAUCAUUAGAAGCCAUGGCUGACGUUCAGCGCAAGGCUGAGGAAGUUCAGACCAUUCAGUCACAACAGGACGUGAUGACUCUUUUGGCCACUGCGGACGAGUAUUCAAGGUUAAUCAACUCUGUUCGAAUGGCUUUUAAUUCUCGCAUGCGAACGUACACUGCUUGGCAAAAUGCUGAUGCCGACGUCCGCCGUGUUAAGCAAAACCAUGAACGACUUCGAGCUCAGGGUCGUUUGCCUACGGAUCGGAUAAGUCACACCGUCAGCCAAAUAUCAGAGGUUGAACGUCGAGCUCUGGACGCCAAGCACGAAUUCGAUCAGUGCUCAAAACUAAUAAAAUCUGAAAUGACGAGAUUUGAGCAGGAGCGCGUGGAGGAUUUCAAGAACGCUUUACAAUCUUUCCUGGACGGCAUGAUAUCCAGACAGAAAGAGUUCAUUGCUACAUGGGAGAACUACCAACAAGUCCUUCUGAAACGUGUUGGUGCUCCCGAUGUGAGUUAA